AAUAAUAAUAAACAGCUAAAGUUAAAGUUUGUUUUCUUUAAUGGCAUUCAUAGAGCACAUACCACAGACUUUGAUAUAACAGUGAGGGGAAAAAACAACAAUCAGAGAAAGUGUCCACAGUGGGUGUUCGAUCCUUCGACUCCAGCAUCUCAGGCUAGCCAGGUCCCGUCCCGUGGAUAUACAGACACUAAUAGUAAUAUUCUAAACAAGAACAUUUAGUUUAAAAUAGUUUACUAAUUAAAAACGCUUUAUUAGUCGGAGACAUUUUAAAAUAAGUAGCAGAAAACUCAGUGCCUUAAAAAAAUAUAAAUAAAUAAAUAAAAUAAAAUAAAUUCAGCAUUACAUAUAUUUUUGCACGCACUGUUUUGUAAUAAUAUAUAAACUUCACAUAUAGUUACUAUAUCCUUAAAAAAAAAUAAAAAAAAAUAAAUAAAAAAAACCCUACUACAUUCAGGUAAGUAACAAAACACUGGCCGUCUGUUCUUCUAAAGUAUUUCAUGAGAAGAGGAAAAAAAUGUUGAGAAGACACCCAAAUCAAGGUGACGCCAGAUUCGACGCCAAAUAUCGUCAGACAGUGCGCGAGACUUGCGCGAGCUACGUGCCGCGAUUCAAGUUGAUUUCAGUGAGUAAGAGAGUUCCAUUUCAUUCAAGUCUGUGCCGUGUCGUAACGUACGGAGUGUACACACGCUCAAUGCUUAUCAUCCGGGGUACACAGGCGGUCGGCGCGUCCUCGUACGAAACUGCACACAUUGGAUAAAUACUAACCAGGUAUGGAUAUAAGUGCAAGACGAAGAGCUUUUCCUCGAGACGCCAGUCAUCGGCGGAGACAACAGCGUGUUACACGUACUGGAUGAAACACCGGGUCUAAAGCAACAUGAUGUGGAAUGACCCAUAUCAGGCGCUGGUGCCCCUUUGUUUUGUUAUUCAACUUAUCACCAAUGUCACGUGCAACUUGUCGCCAUAUUUGAGAGCUUCGACAGAAGCCAAAACCGAACAUAUACAUUUACAACCUCCGGGAUUACUAAUCAAAUUCUCUCGAGAACGAGAUAACUUGAGACUUGCUCCGCGAAAGAAACACUUAAAAACUGUCAAACUACUUCGGCGGCUGAAAGACAACUUCGAUCCCGACUUCAUGUCAAUCACGACCCCGAAGCGGGUCGACGAAUUAGUCUCGGUAACGAAGACUCCUCACCUUCAGAAACAGGUCCUUGCUCUGAACCUGUCUCAAGUGUUAGGGCAGGUCGGUCCGUUCAACGACAGUGUGGUCAGACUGGUCCAGUCGUGGCUGGUGGAAAAGGCGUCUUGCCCUGUGUACCGCCGCUGGGAGGACCUGGGGCUGUUUUUCUGGCCGCGGUGGGUGAAGUUCGGCUACUGCUCCCAUACCGACGUGCCCUGCUCGUGGCCCCCCGGCAUGAACUGCAUCCCGGCGGAGUCGAGGCGGAUCAAGAUCCUGCGCUGGCACUGUCGGUACUGGAAGAGGCCGCGGGGUCACAGGAACUACAUCGACUACCGUGUCAAGAAGGACACCGACUCCAACGGCACGGAGGACUGGAACAAGCGACUGAGGAAGGAAAACAUAAAGAAGAAACUCCGCAAGAGGUGCAAGUGGAUCAAAGUGCCGUACCCGGUAACCGACGAGUGCUACUGUUCCUGUUAAAACGAGCCGAGUUUUCUCUCUUAAAACGUUGUAGGGUAUUUCACGGUAAGACGACGUGCUUUAUUGCUUCAUUAAUAACUCUUUCACAGACAAAAACAAAUGUUCUGAUGGUAUAACCACUUACAGAGAGGCGAGUAACCUCCCUUCUGGAGAAAGUGUCACGACCAACCCAAAAGUUUAAAAUCUUUAUCUGAAAACGAGUAGCUGCUUAUGUUCGUGGUUAGUUGACGUGUUGAGAAUUGUUGGUCAUUAUGAUCAUUCAGUGGAGUGGAUUUCUAAAACGGGCUUAAAAACAAACAAACAACAAACAUAGUAAACAUUUCAAUAUGCGCUAAGCUAUCAGACCAAGAUAUCGUCUUGAGAAUCUGUUUAACUUAAGACAACCAAGAACCCACUGUAUAUAUAGCGAGGAGCAUUCUAAGCAAAGUGCUGUACGUUUUAACCAGAAAUACCGCACAAUGUUGCAAGGUGAAAAUGGCCAUUUAAUAUACAAUACGUUUACCUACAGUAGCGGAUCUAAGAUUGUUUUGAAGGAAGAUCCAUAACUCAGAGUCAGGAUUCUUCUAGACCUAGAACUAGGUGCUGACCAUAACGGGAGUUUUGCACGAUGUCACGUCUGUAUGAGAGAGGAGACAACAUGUCGAAGGUGAAGGUCAUAUAUGGAGGUUUGAGAUCAUGCUCUCACUGGAACUGGAGUGUUCCUUUGGGUAGCUGAAAUGUGAUUUCCUCGUUUUAAACUGACCAAAACGCGAAUGUUUAAGCCUUCUGGGUCUCCGUGGGCCUUCUUUGGAUCUGUUACAGAUUAAGGAAAAACUUUUGAAUACGGUUUGCUUUGUGGAAUUCUCCGAUAAGCUACUAUGUAACACGGAUUAAGAAUGAAGUUAAAACUGUCUCCGUUACACGGUUAAUCUCUUGGGUUGUUUUAUUGUAGCCAGAUCGGAUCUGUUAUUUACAGAUGCGCUACCGGAUGUUGUAUUAUAUUUCUACUCCCAGGCAACUGGAAUGCGUCGACUUUUCGAAAGUAAUUCCUCAGACAGACACGCUACAGACGUGCUGAGAAUUCAAGAAAGAAUUUGAAAUCUCAAAAUGUUUUUUUCAAUAUGAACGACUACAAUUUUCCCCUCACAAAUAUAUAUAACGGUAUCCAACAAAUAUAUUAGUGGUAAACAGUGACCCACGGUACAGCUGUAUACAAACUUGUCAAAUGAUGUCCGGAGGUGACCGAAGGUGAACACUGAAACUCACCGAGAUUUACUGAAAAUAAACUUCGACUAUGCGAGUUUCCGAAUGGACCCGAGUGUUUCAAAACGAUAUUUAAUAGUGAAUCUUUGGGCGCUAUGUUUUAGAUAUCAUUAGAAUGAAUUCUGUAUAUGUUUUUAUGUAUAAAAGAUGAGUUGUAACAUUAAUACAAUAUUAUAUAUAAAUAGAAUCAACACAGAGUGCUCCGAUAACUCCAUGGAUGACGAAACCUGAUUCUAAAACGGCCAACGUCUCCUAGUCACAUACUGCUGUUGGAAUGUAUGGUCAACGAUCCGCUAGUCACCAGCAGUCGAAAUAAGGGAAGCAAAAUUUAAAUACACGAGAAAAAGUAUUUAGAAAAAUAAACUUGACGCAUGUGCUACACAUCUACUGUUAUUAAAAACAAACUGAAAGUAUACAAUAAUUAAAUUAUUUCCUUAAUUGUCUCCGGCAGUGUAUCAUGGUAUCUCUGCACUGACCUAUUUGGGAUGGAAGUAAGGAAUGUCUUCAAAAUUCGGGAAUUCCCUCAAAGUGUACAAUCCAAAGGCAGGCCUGCCAACAAAAACAGGGAACCUAUACUCACUAUACUCAACCCCGAAUUCCUGGGUCUGGCAGUGUUCUACGGGAGACAACAACAGAACUUCCAUAGCAGUGUGUGAACUAGAUCUGGCAAUGUUCUACGGGAGACAACAACAGAACUUCCAUAGCAGUGUGUGAACUGGAUCUGACAGUGUUCUACGGGAGACACCAACAGAACUUCCAUAGCAGUGUGUGAACUAGAUCUGGCAAUGUUCUACGGGAGACAACAACAGAACUUCCAUAGCAGUGUGUGAACUGGAUCUGGCAAUGUUCUACGGGAGACAACAACAGAACUUCCAUAGCAGUGUGUGAACUGGAUCUGACAGUGUUCUACGGGAGACAACAACAGAACUUCCAUAGCAGUGUGUGAACUGGAUCUGACAGUGUUCUACGGGAGACAACAACAGAACUUCCAUAGCAGUGUGUGAACUAGAUCUGGCCGCGUGGAUAAUUAUUAUGGAUGGUCUAGAUUUAAUCACAUGAAGGGAGACAUUUUACAAAUAUAUACUCACCACUUGUAAAGUAACAUUUUUAUUUUUAUUUUAAACAAAGUAUAGGAAACUAAAGGAAGUAAACCCACCAGGCAUACAAUGAAACGUAAGGUACCAACUCCUCCCCCACGUGAUUAUUUCUAGAACAGCCCCUUGCUGUAUUGUAUGGCUAGUGCAUGCUCCUCUAGUACAUGUAUGUUAGUAAGUGUAUGUUAGUACGUAUAUGUUAGUAUGAUUGUACAGUUGACUCUUAUUAAAAGAGGUCUUGCGUAUC
Messenger RNA from Gigantopelta aegis, 4240 nucleotides. RefSeq names its product noggin-2-like. The transcript is spliced from 3 exons. The coding region runs from base 875 to 1657 and encodes 260 amino acids. The record is from RefSeq and is a predicted model, not a curated record. Gene Ontology annotation, biological process: osteoblast differentiation; negative regulation of BMP signaling pathway; negative regulation of cell differentiation. NCBI's taxonomy places the organism in Eukaryota, Metazoa, Mollusca, Gastropoda, Neomphalida, Peltospiridae.